CUUCCGCUCACCGGCAGCCGGAGCGCUAACAACAACAUAGCAGAGCUAUAACAAGAGCUUGGUGCGACUUAUUAUUGUGUCAGUUGGACUUUAGUUUAAAUUCGUCUUACCAAAACCAUGGUGUGGUGUCAUAUCUGACUUUUCAACAAGCUCAUAUUAAGAAAGAGACAGUUUCUCCAUCCAGUCAGCGUUACAAGCUAACAUUAACGUUAGCAUUUGGCUGAAACAGCGUCGGUGGUUUUGGAGCUAACGUUAGGCCCGAGGCGGUAACGACAGGUGAACGACAGGUAACCGGGGCCCGCUGACCUAAAGGCCACAGAAAAUAACUGCUUCACCCCCCGAAAGACGAACCAGUGUCCCCAAAAUGAGAUCGUACGGAGACAGGGAUCGAGACCGCGGCCGUGACAGAGGGAGCCCUCGUUUCGGGUCCAGCAGAGGCGGCCCACCGCCGGGGAGAAAGUUUGGGAACCCCGGAGAACGUUUACGAAAGAAGAGGUGGGACCUGGACGAGCUUCCCAAAUUUGAGAAGAACUUUUACAGUGAACAUUCAGAAGUGCAGCGAAUGAGCCAGUAUGAUGAAGAGGAGUAUCGCAGGAAGAAAGAAAUCACUGUUCGAGGCUCCGGCUGCCCAAAGCCCAUCACCAACUUCCAUCAGGCACAGUUUCCCCAAUAUGUAAUGGAUGUACUGAUGCAGCAGAAUUUCAAGGAGCCCACAGCCAUUCAGGCUCAAGGUUUCCCUCUGGCCCUCAGCGGUAGAGACAUGGUGGGCAUUGCUCAGACUGGCUCUGGGAAGACCUUAUCGUAUCUGCUGCCUGCCAUUGUGCACAUCAAUCAUCAGCCCUACUUGGAGCGUGGCGAUGGACCCAUUUGCUUGGUUCUGGCCCCCACGAGAGAACUGGCGCAGCAGGUCCAGCAGGUGGCAUACGACUAUGGAAAGUCAUCCCGCAUCAAAAGCACCUGUGUGUAUGGGGGUUCUCCCAAGGGACCUCAAAUUCGAGACCUGGAGAGGGGUGUUGAGAUCUGCAUCGCCACUCCAGGUCGUCUGAUUGACUUCCUCGAGGCUGGAAAGACCAACCUGAAACGCUGCACGUACUUAGUUCUGGAUGAAGCUGACCGCAUGCUGGAUAUGGGGUUUGAACCACAGAUUCGCAAGAUUGUGGACCAGAUCAGGCCCGACAGACAGACCCUGAUGUGGAGCGCUACCUGGCCUAAAGAGGUUCGCCAGCUGGCGGAGGACUUUCUGAAAGACUAUGUCCAAAUCAAUGUCGGCGCGCUGGAACUCAGCGCCAACCACAACAUCCUUCAGAUAGUCGAUGUCUGUAUGGAGAGUGAGAAGGACCACAAGUUGAUCCAGCUGAUGGAGGAGAUUAUGGCUGAGAAAGAGAACAAGACCAUCAUCUUCGUGGAGACCAAGAAACGAUGUGACGAUCUCACACGCAGGAUGAGACGUGAUGGGUGGCCAGCGAUGUGUAUUCAUGGUGACAAGAGCCAGCCAGAGAGAGACUGGGUGUUAUCGGAAUUUCGUAGCGGCAAAGCUCCCAUCCUCAUCGCUACUGAUGUGGCCUCGCGUGGUCUGGAUGUGGAGGAUGUCAAGUUUGUCAUCAAUUACGACUACCCCAACUCAUCGGAGGACUACAUCCACCGUAUCGGCCGUACUGCCCGCAGCACCAACAAAGGCACUGCCUACACCUUCUUCACUCCGGGGAACAUCCGUCAGGCCCGCGAGCUGAUCCGGGUCCUGGAGGAGGCCCGGCAGGCCAUCAAUCCCAAACUACUGCAGCUUGUUGAUAAUGGACGUGGAGGAGGAGGCGGAGGAGGUGGCCGUCCCCGUUUCCGCGGGAGCUCCAAUUCCAACAAUCCCAACCUGAUGUACCAGGACGAGUGUGACAGGCGAAUGCGUUCCGUGGGUGGGGGCAGCAGCACCAAGGACAGCCGCAGCAGCAGCAGCAGCUAUGGCCGUGACAGCAGAGACAGCCGCGGAGGAAGCAGCCGGGACGGCGAUCGCUCCACCUCAUCUUCCUCCUCUUACAGAGAUCGCAGCAGCAGGGACGGAGGACGCAGCUACGGCUCCGGCUCCGGCUCCAACUCAUACGACCAGUACCAGAAUAAUAACGGCAGCAGCAGUCAGUACAGCAGCUCCAGGGCCAGCUCCGGGUCGGGGGGUGGCGGAGUGGGCCAGACCCCAACCACUUCAUCGGCCCCCCAGCCUCUGAUGGCUCAGCAGUUCAACCCUCCCCAGCCCAUGAUAGGCCUGAUGGGGCACUCGCCAUUCCAGUUUGCUUCUCCAUCAGGCAGAAAGUAAUGUCACACACAGCACGACACAUACUGUACACCGUCUGAACAUCAGUGAGAAAUCUUGGUUCUGCAAGGGUUUAGUCCUUUUGGUAGUUGUAACAUCAACUGGCCAGUUAUCAGGUUGUUCUGGCUGCAACUAAUCAGUGCACUGUGCUUUUAAAAUUUCUUCUUUCUUUAAGAUCAAGACAUCAAAAUAUUUAGACUGAUUCCCAGUUUGGUUAGUAAGUGGGCAACCCUUUUUGUUUUUGACUUCUUCUUUAAAGUCAAAUGAAUCAGCAUUUAUUAUUUAGUUUGACAGAAACUUGUCUGUCAUUUGACAGUUUGUCACUAUUGUCUUGGGGGAAAAAAAUCUUUUGUACCAAUGUGCUGGUUUUGUAUUGUGAUCCUCUUGAGCUGCUACAGAGGAUUUAUAGUAUCUGCUUUUCCCUUUAGGUGUGUCAAAGGUAGGUGCUGACAUUAAUUCUUGUGUAAAUAAAUAUAAUAGUGUGUUUCUGUUUUAGGUACAACGUCUUUUAUUUUUGUGUUUGAAAGCCAAAAGGUAAAUUUUAAUUAAAAAAAAUGUUGGCUGGUGUUUCUUGAGGAAAAUUAUGGUUAGAAAUAGUUUUUCUAUAAAAGAUUUUUCUUUUUUAGAACAUUUUCUUUAAAAUGUAUCUUAAUUUCAUUAUAGAUAUUAGUUUAGGCCUUAUAGACGCAACUCUGCAAGGGCUUUGUGUUGCUAUGGCGGCAGUUAAAGUCACAUGCAUGUAAAUGAACUUUUCUUUCACGUUCAUGUUUAUUGACACCACCAUAGAUUGCCGCAGUGAUGAUUGAGAAUUUCCUUGCAAAUAAAAGUCUCUUUUUACAGUUUGUUUAAUAAAGCUCUUCAAUGUA
Messenger RNA from Dicentrarchus labrax (European seabass), 3165 nucleotides. Its product is annotated as probable ATP-dependent RNA helicase DDX17. Gene Ontology annotation, biological process: alternative mRNA splicing, via spliceosome. Gene Ontology annotation, molecular function: RNA binding; RNA helicase activity; ATP binding. NCBI's taxonomy places the organism in Eukaryota, Metazoa, Chordata, Actinopteri, Moronidae. The transcript has 13 exons. Gene Ontology annotation, cellular component: cytoplasm; nucleus; ribonucleoprotein complex. The record is from RefSeq and is a predicted model, not a curated record. Bases 365 to 2302 code for a protein of 645 amino acids.